Molecule: messenger RNA, 1884 nt
Organism: Brassica napus (rape)
Lineage: Eukaryota; Viridiplantae; Streptophyta; Magnoliopsida; Brassicales; Brassicaceae
Product: GDSL esterase/lipase At5g41890-like
Exons: 5
Coding region: 693-1814 (373 amino acids)
Molecular function (GO): hydrolase activity, acting on ester bonds
Source: RefSeq, a predicted model, not a curated record
UAAACUAAUAAUUUUGAACAUACACAUGAUUUAAUCUAGUAUAAUUAUAAUAUUUUAUUAAAAAAUGAGUGAUAAUAUAAAACUAAAAUUAAAUUAGUCUAUCAUGUGGAUGAGUGAGGAAGCGUCGUGUUAUUGCUUUUCCAGUUUCAUGUUCUUAAAAAUGUGUUUCUUUGUUUUGUAUAUCUUAUGUAAACUGUUGACCCAAAUUGAUACUUAUAAAAUGUAGGCAUUAAAAAAACAAAUGCGCAUCCGCGAAAUAUGAAGAAGUAUCAUAUGUGUGGUCGAUACAUCACAUGUGCAAUUAAUAAAACUGCAACAUCGUUGUCUUUGAAAUUAUUCACCAGUCCAUCUAAAUGGCAGCCCGGCCUAUAGUUUGCUGUCCUAUUAUAGAUCAUUAUGUUAAUGUAUUUAUUUAUACCUCAUAUUAUUCCUGAGCUUUACAGUAACUUUAUGAAAUUUCAAGAGUCAAUUAUGCAUAUGCACUCAAGACUCAAGAGAAAUCAAUGUUUGUGUUACUUGACCAGCAAAUUAAGUAAUAGGAUACGUAGAAGAACCAUGUGCAAUCUUUUGAACAAGUCCUAAUGUUAUAUACGUAAGCAAGAAGAAUGGUUCAAAAGUCCUAACUUUAUUUAACCAAAACAGUAUAUAUCAGUAUAUUGGCAAAGAUUCGACCAAAGCAAAAAAGAAAUAAAAUGGAGAUCACAUGUAGUUUUCCUCACAAGCUUUUCAACCUCACUCUUCUUCUUUGGGUAUCACAUCUUCAGGCUACUGAUCAAUCUUUUACAAAUUUCAUAUUUGGAGACUCACUGGUAGAUGUUGGAAACAACAAUUAUCUCUUCACAUUGUCAAAAGCUGAUUCUUCUCCCUACGGCAUCGACUUCAUACCUUCUAAUGGCCAACCCACCGGAAGAUUCACUAAUGGUCGGACCAUUUCUGAUAUUGUAGGUGAAGCCUUGGGAGCAGAAUCAGCACCAACUCCUUAUCUUGAACCAAACACUGAGGUUAACACAAUUCACAGUGGGAUCAAUUAUGCUUCUGGUUCGGCUGGAAUCUUUGACGACACCGGUCUUUUGUUCAUAGGGAGGGUUCCGUUGAGAGAACAGGUGAGUUAUUUUGAGAAAAGUAGAGACUAUAUGGUAAGAAUGAUUGGUGAAAAUGGUACGAAAGAGAUGUUGAAGAAGUCAAUGUUCACAAUCACAAUUGGGUCCAAUGAUAUAUUAAAUUACAUCCAACCAUCUAUACCUUUCUUCUCUCAAGACAAGCUCCCCAUUGGUGUCUUACAAGACUCCAUGGUCUUUCAUUUAACCACACACCUUAAGCGUUUGCAUGAAUUAGGAGCAAGAAAGUUCGUGGUGGUCGGAGUGGGACCACUCGGUUGCAUACCAUUUGCUCGUGCCUUGAACUUGAUACCAGCUGGAAAAUGCUCUGACCAAGUCAACCAAAUCGUCCGUGGCUAUAACAUGAAGCUUAGACAUUCUCUCACGACAUUGAAUAAUGAGUUAGGAUAUCACAACACUACAUUUGUCUACGCCAACUCUUACGACCUAUUCUUGAAACUGGUUUUGAACUAUCGUCAAUUUGGGUUGGAGAACGCGGACAAGCCUUGUUGUGGGGGCUACUUCCCACCCUUUACUUGCUUCAAGGGACCGAACCAAAACUCAAGCGAAGCGGCCUGUGAGGAGCGGUCAAAGUUUGUUUUUUGGGACGCGUACCACCCAACCGAAGCUGCCAAUCUCAUCGUUGCGAAAGCACUUCUUGAUGGGGACCAAACUGUGGCUACACCUUUUAACAUUCGUUACCUUAACCAUCUUUAAUCAUUAAAAUGUAAAAUCUUUUUGUGUAAUUCAUAACCAUAUAAAUAAACUCAGUCACAUCAAUAAGCUA